Molecule: messenger RNA, 486 nt
Organism: Suillus subalutaceus
Lineage: Eukaryota; Fungi; Basidiomycota; Agaricomycetes; Boletales; Suillaceae
Exons: 5
Source: RefSeq, a predicted model, not a curated record
AUCAAUCCUAAAACUGGGGAACCAUUCCUCCGGCUUGCAGCACCACACCAGAAACAUCAUUAUCACCCCACCUCGACAGGGAGAUCAGUCUAUGCACAUGCAGAUAUGAACGACCCCGCUAUUUACGGAUGGAUAGGAAGGACCCCCCAAACGCCCUAUCUACCGGAAGACGCGGACCUCUUGGAAGUCAAAGAAGAUGGGACGGAUGUUCUUAUAGGAGAUGUCAAUUUCAGAAGAAUAGAACGGAAGCGACUGCGGGAAGAUAAUGCGAAAGCAAGCCAAGCAGGGGACCCGACGAUUCAGUAUGCUAUUGGAGAUUGGAUUGCUGUGAGCCACCACGGAAGGGGAAUCAUGACUGCAGCAAUCGCAUCAGAGUUUUUGAGAAGAACGGGUUUCGUGAACAGGGGGCUGUUCGACAACGGGAAGAUAGUUAGAGGAGAGAAGCAGGUAUUGACUCUUCUUGAGUGGAAACAUGACCAAGCUUAG